AUGCUUAUUUUACAAAUACAGUUUGGUGAAUUAGCUCCAUCUAUCAAGAAUGCAGUUUUGGAAUCAAGUUGUAUCAAUGCGGUAAAUCCAGGUUACAUUAGUGCUGGUUGUCCAGUGUCACCGGAUGGCUAUAACUUUGGUUGGCACUUUGUAUUACCAGAUAUAUCAAAUGCUUUUGUUUCGAUCAAUUGCCAGUUUUCCAAAGCUGGCACGGUCACUAAAAUGAUCUCAGAACCAUGUGGUAUGCAUGCAUACUGUUAUACACCAACUGCAGAUACUCUUCUUGGUUGCACGGCUAAUGUGAGCGGUACCGACACUAAAUUUACUUUAAGUGAUGUGUGCAUGCCUCCAAAUCCUUGUCUAGACAACAACGGUGAUUGUGAUAUAAAUGCUGCUUGUUCACAAGAUCAAUUCACGGGUGUACGCCUAUGUACUUGUAAAACUGGAUUCACGAACACUGGUACUACAUCCAAUGUCAUUUGCACAGAUAGCUGCCAAGUUCAGAAUGGUGGAUGCGAUAGCAAUGCAGUUUGUUCACAUGAUGGAACAACAGGCGCAGUAAAAUGUAGAUGCAAAACAGGAUAUACUGAUACGGAUGCAACUGCAAAUGUCGUUUGUACAGAUAGUUGUAAAAUAAAUAAUGGUGGAUGUAGUGGAAAUUCAAUCUGUACACAUGACUCAACAACAUAUGCAGCCAUAUGUACUUGCAAGAAUGGAUAUAAAAAUACUGGUUCUAGCUCCAAUGUCAUUUGCACAGAUAACUGUCUAACGAAUAAUGGUGGAUGUGAUGUCAAUGCAAUAUGUACUCAUAAUACAACAGUAGAUGUUAUUGAAUGCGUCUGCAGAACAGGAUAUACAAAUACGGGAUCUUAUUCAAAUGUUACUUGCACACAGAGCUGCCAGGUAGACAAUGGAGGUUGCGGUCCAAAUGCCGACUGUUCUCAUGAUGCAGUGACAAAUGGAGUUAAAUGUAUUUGUAAGAUUGGCUACGUAAACACUGGUUCUAGUUCAAACGUUAACUGUACAGAUAGCUGUACAAUAAAUAAUGGUGGAUGUGAUGCUAGUGCAAUUUGCACACAUAAUGCAAAUACGCAUGCUGCCGAAUGCUCAUGUAAAACUGGCUACGUAAAUGCUGGUUUCACUUCCAAUGUCGUUUGUACAGAUGCAUGUGAAAUAGAUAAUGGUGGAUGUGAAAUAAAUGCCAUGUGUUCUCGGGAUGCUGCAACAGGUGCGCUUAAAUGUACUUGCAAAACAGGUUAUACAAGCACAGGUUCCGGCUCAAAUGUCACAUGCAUGGAUAAUUGUCGAAUAAAUAACGGUGGAUGCGGUGCAACUUCAUUUUGUUCUCAUGAUGCAACUACCAAUGCAAUCGUAUGCACUUGUAAGACUGGCUUUAAAAACACUGGUACCGGCUCCAAUGUAAUUUGUACAGAUGGUUGCCUAGUGAACAAUGGUGGCUGUGAAGAACAUGCAGUAUGUUCGCAUAAUGCAAUUACAAAUGCAACUGAAUGUAAAUGCAAAACUGGAUACACAAACAUAGGUUGUAUCUGCAAUCCUCAUUGCAUGGAAAGCUGUCUAGUAAACAAUGGUGAUUGUGAUAUGAAUGCAGUAUGUUCUCAUGAUACAACAACAUAUGCAGUACAAUGCACCUGCAAACCAGGAUAUACAAACACAGGAACUAAUUCAAAGGUCAUUUGCACAGAUACUUGUGAGUUGAAGAAUGGUGGAUGCGAUAUGCAUGCCGAUUGUUUACAUAAUGUUACAACCAAUGCAGUUAUGUGCAGUUGUAAGACAGGAUAUACAAACACCGGUUCUGGAUCAACCGUCAUGUGUACAGAUAGCUGUCAAGUAGCCAAUGGAGGAUGUGAUAACAAUGCAAUUUGCACACAUGCUGACACUACAAAUGCAAUCAUAUGUACUUGCAAGACUGGAUAUACAAAUACUGGUUCUGAGUCCCAUGUUAUCUGCACUGAUACUUGCCAAGUAUCCAAUGGUGGAUGCGACAUGAAUGCAGAUUGUUCUCAUGAUUCACAAACUAAUGUAGUGAAAUGUACUUGUAAGACAGGAUAUACAAAUACUGGUUCCAAUACUAAUGCCACUUGCAAAGAUUGUUGUCACGUUGCCAAUGGUGGUUGUGAUAAAAAUGCCAUUUGCUCACACGACGAAAUAACCAAUGCUCCUACAUGUACUUAUACUUGUCAAGUAAACAAUGGUGGAUGUGAUACCAAUGCAGUUUGUUCUCACAAUACACAUACGAAUGAAGUCAUGUGUACUUGUAAGACUGGAUAUACAAAUACUGGCUCUGAUUCUAAUUGUACCUGCACAGAUAGCUGCCAGGUCAAGAAUGGUGGAUGCGAUUCUAAUGCUCAUUGUUCUCAUGAUUCAACAUCAUAUGGAGUUGUGUGUGCCUGCAAGACAGGAUAUACAAAUACUGGUUCAAGCUCGAAUGUUACUUGUACAGAUUCCUGUCAAGUAAACAAUGGUGGAUGUGAUAUGAAUUCAGUAUGUUCUCAUAGUACAGACACAAAUGCAGUCAAAUGUACUUGCAAAAUGGGUUAUACAAACACUGGUUCUGAAUCUAAUGUUAUCUGUACAGAUACCUGUCAAGUACGUAAUGGCGACUGUGAUUUAAAUGCCAUUUGUUCUCAUGAUAAAUCGACCAAUGCAGUCCAAUGUACUUGCAAACCAGGAUACACAAAUAUUGGUUCCGAUUCUAAUUGUACCUGCACAGACAGUUGUCAAUAUCACAAUGGUGGAUGUGAUGAACAUGCAGAUUGUUCACAUGAUGUGACAAGUUAUUCAGUUCAAUGUACGUGCCGAAAAGGAUAUACUAACACGGGUUCUGGCACCAUGCUCGUAUGUACAGAUACCUGUCACGUGAAUAAUGGCGGAUGCGAUACCAAUGCUAUAUGCUCCCAUGAUUCAACAACAAAUGCAGUCAUAUGUACUUGCAAGACUGGUUACACGAGCAAAAUGUAUGAUGCCAAUGUACAAUGCAUAGAUAGUUGUCAAGUAGACAAUGGUGAAUGUGAUAUCAAUGCCAGAUGCUCUCAUGAUUCAAGAACAAAUGAAGUAAUAUGUACUUGCAAGAAAGGAUACACAAAUACUGCAACAGGCUCGAACGCUACUUGCACCGAUAGUUGUACAGUAAAUAAUGGUGGAUGCGAUACCUAUGCCAUUUGCUCUCAUGAUACAACAACAAAUGCAGUUACAUGUACUUGCAAGGUUGGAUAUACAAAUACUGGUUCAAUGACUAAUGUCGUUUGUACUGAUACCUGCCAGGUAAACAAUGGUGGAUGCGAUAACAAUGCAUACUGUUCACAUGAUACAACGACAAAUGCAGUCACAUGUACCUGCAAAAACGGAUAUACACACACUGGUUCUGACUCUAAUGUUGUUUGCACAGAUACUUGUCUUUGUGGUAAUAAUGGUGGAUGUGAUGCCAAUGCAAUUUGUAUACAUGAUCAAACAACAUAUGACGUGCUGUGUACUUGCAAGACAGGAUACGCAUUUAAUAGUAUGGAUGCCAGCGGUGUUUGCACCGAUAAAUGUCAACUACAUAAUGGUGGUUGUGAUAACAAUGCAGUGUGUUCACAUAAUAAAACAACAAAUGAAGUUAUAUGUACUUGCAAAACUGGAUAUACAAAUACUGGUUCAAUGCCUGAUGUCGUUUGCACUGAUACCUGUCAAAUCGAAAAUGGUGGAUGUGGAUCAAAUGCCAAUUGUAUGCAUGAUGAAACAACGAAUGCAGUCAGAUGUCAAUGUAAGACCGGAUAUGAAAUGUCUGGUUCGAAUGGCACUUCCGGUUGCACAGAUGAUUGCACAAUCAACAACGGUGGAUGUGAUAGUAAUUCUAUUUGCAGUCAUGAUAAAAAAACAAAUGCAGUCAUAUGUACUUGCAAGACUGGAUAUACAAAUACAGGUUCUGAUACAAGUGUUGUUUGUACAGAUGUCUGUCAUGUGCAUAAUGGCGGUUGUGAUGAUAAUGCAAUCUGUUCACAUAAUGAAAACACAUACGAAGCCAAAUGUACAUGCAAGACGGGAUAUACAAACACUGGUUCUAAUUCCAAAGUCGUUUGUACCGACACCUGUACUAUCAAUAAUGGCGAUUGUGAUAUGCAUGCCGAAUGCUUACAUGAUAUAAUAACUUAUGCAAUAUCAUGUCAAUGUAAAACAGGAUAUAUCAACAGUGGUUCAGCUAGCAAGGUUGUUUGUACUGAUGCCUGCCAGAUGAAUAAUGGUGGAUGUGAUAAUAAUGCAAUGUGUUCACAUGAUGCAACAACAAAUGCAAUUACAUGUGCUUGCAAGACUGGAUAUACAAAUACUGGUUCACCCUCCUGUGUUAUCUGUACAGAUACUUGUACAAUUCAUAAUGGUGAAUGUGGUGAAAAUGCAAUUUGUUCACACGAUGCAACAACAAAUGCAGUUACAUGUACUUGCAAGACUGGAUACACAAAUACUGGUACAAUGUCUGGUGUCAUUUGUACCGACACCUGUCAAGUCCAAAAUGGUGGAUGCGAUGUACAUGCUGAUUGUUCACAUGAUUCAAAAACAUAUGCCGUGAAAUGUACCUGCAAAACAGGAUAUACAAGUUCUGGUACCGACCUCUACGCUACUUGCACAGAUACUUGUCAAGUGAACAAUGGUGGAUGUGAUAAUAAUGCUAAUUGUUUACAUGAUUCAUCAACGAAUGAAGUUACAUGUGUUUGCAAGACUGGCUAUACGGACACAGCGGCUGGUCCCCGUGUUGAGUGUAUAGAUAGCUGUCAAGUAAAUAAUGGUGGAUGCGAUAUGAAUGCAAUCUGUGAUCAUCGUUCGCCAGACAAUGCAGUUAAAUGCACUUGCAAGAUGGGAUAUACAAAUACUGGUACAGAAUCGAAUGUGACUUGUACAGAUACCUGUCACGUGAAUAAUGGUGGAUGUGAUGGCAAUGCAACGUGUUCACAUGAUACAACAAACAACGCAAUUGUAUGUACUUGUAUGACUGGUUAUACGAAUACAGGAUCUGGUUCGCACGUCGUCUGUGAAGAUACUUGUACAAUAAACAAUGGUGGCUGCGAUGAUCAUGCAAUUUGUUCACAUGAAUCCAAAACCAAUGCAGUUAAAUGUGAUUGCAAAAAAGGAUAUACAAACACAGGUUCUGCUUCUAAUGUUGUUUGUACAGAUGCUUGUCAAGUGAACAAUGGUGGAUGUAAUGAGAAUGCAGUGUGUUCACAUAAAGUAUCAACAAAUACAGUGAAAUGCAUCUGCAAAACAGGAUACACAAAGAGUGGCUGCGCCUGUAAUGCAAUUUGCACAGAUAGCUGUCAAGUGGACAAUGGUGGAUGUGAAAUAAAUGCAAUAUGUUCACAUGAUUCGGAAACGUAUGAAGUUAAAUGCACUUGUAAGACUGGCUAUACAAAUACAGCCGCUGACUCCAAUGUCACUUGCACAGAUACUUGUCAAGUAAAUAAUGGUGGUUGUGAUACAAAUGCAGUUUGCUCACAUAAUGGAAACACUAAUGCAGUUCAAUGCACUUGUAAAGCUGGUUACAAAAAUACAGGCUCUGAUUCUACAGUCGUUUGUACAGAUAUCUGUCAAGUGAACAAUGGUGGAUGUAAUAUUGAUGCAAAAUGUUCACGAGAUACAACAACAAAUGUAGCUGUAUGUACUUGUAAACCAGGUUUUGUCAAUACUGGUUCUGCCACCAAUGUUGUGUGCACAGUUCAUUGCAAGGUCAAUAAUGGUGGUUGUGAUGCAAAUGCGAUUUGUGCAAAUGAUAAAGAAAAUACAGAUGAUGUCAUAUGUACUUGCAAGCCUGGUUUUACAAACACUGGUUCUAUUCGCAAAGCUGUCUGUACAGAUAGCUGUAAAGUAAGAAAUGGAGAUUGUGAUACUAAUGCUAAAUGCUCACAUGAUUCAAAAACGCACGCAGUCAAAUGUACUUGUAACACUGGAUAUACAGAUACAGGUUCCGAUUCUAAUGUUACCUGUACAGAUAGCUGCACAGUGCAAAAUGGUGGAUGUGAUGAUAAUGCCAUCUGUUCGCAUAAUAAAAAAACAAAUUUACCUGAAUGUACGUGCAAAACUGGAUACACAAACACUGGUUGCUCCUCUAAUGUCAUUUGUACAGAUAGCUGUAAAGUGAAAAAUGGUGGAUGUGGCUCAAAUACAGUUUGUUCACAUGACAUGACAACAUAUGCAAUCAAAUGCACUUGUAAGAAAGGAUACGUAAACACUGGUACUAAUUCAAGUGUCGUCUGCAAAGACAUUUGCAAAGUGAAUAAUGGCGGAUGUGGUGACAAUGCAAUCUGUUCACGUAGUUCAUCAACAGGUGCAGUCAAGUGUACUUGUAAGACUGGCUACACUAAUACUGGUUCUUCUUCUCAGGUCACUUGCACAGACAGUUGUAAAGUGAAUAACGGUGGAUGCAAUGAAAAUGCUCAAUGUUCUCAUGAUUCAAAAACAUUUGCGACCAAAUGUGCUUGCAAGACAGGUUAUGCAGUCGUAGGUUGUACCUGUAAUCCUGUCUGCGUAGAUGAAUGUGAGAUCGACAAUGGUAACUGUCCUUACAAUUCAGUUUGCUCACAUGAUGCUAAAACAUUUGCAACAAUAUGUAGUUGCAAAGUUGGAACUACAAAUACUGGCUCUAAACAUAAACUUGUUUGUACAGAUAGCUGUGAAGUGAAGAAUGGCGAAUGUGAUGCUAACGCAAUGUGUUCUCAUGAUGCAGCAACAAAUGCAGUUAAAUGUACUUGCAAGACAGGCUAUGCAAAUACAGGUUCAAAUGGUCAUGUAACUUGUACUUUGACUGCCGGUCGUUGUGUAGCGAAUGUAAACUCGAAACAUGUCAAUACAACUAGUAAGACGUUUCGAAAAGGCACUUGUCCCGUAUCUUCGAAUGGUCGUUAUGGUUGGCAUUUCACUACACCAGAUGUAUCAACACUUUUUGUCUCUAUCGAGUGCCAAUUCAAGACAGCUGGCCGUGUGACAAGAAUGAUUCAGACACCAAGCACACAACAUGCCUAUGUUUACACAUCAACCCACGAUACUCUUCUGAGUGCAACGGCCGUAGUACAUGGUUCAACAAAGUCCUUUUCUUUAGAACAUGUGUGCGGUGACUAA
Molecule: messenger RNA, 7104 nt
Organism: Adineta steineri
Lineage: Eukaryota; Metazoa; Rotifera; Eurotatoria; Adinetida; Adinetidae
Source: the annotation of a GenBank genome assembly